Molecule: messenger RNA, 2089 nt
Organism: [Torrubiella] hemipterigena
Lineage: Eukaryota; Fungi; Ascomycota; Sordariomycetes; Hypocreales; Clavicipitaceae
Source: the annotation of a GenBank genome assembly
UGCAAUCCAAAACAAACGUAAUGAUCCAGUGCUGCCUAUUAAUUAACUAUGGAACAAUCUUCGGCCAAAGGCACUGUAGCCGCUGCGAAAUCCAAGGCUUGCCUUGCAUGUCGGAACAAGCACAUCAAAUGCAAUGGCUUAGAUCCCUGCUCUUACUGCAUAGAGAGACAGCUUGACUGCGUAUACGUUGUGUCGCGUCGUGGGCACUACCCGCGCCGGCAAGGCCACUAUCUACGGGAUGGUACAAGGAAAGCUUACACGCCCGCCGACAGCUCAUCUCACUCUGCAACCACCGCGGAUAGCAUGAUAGCGUCUUCGUCACCGAGCUCCUCGGAUAGCCCUUCGAAUGCUUUCAAUGGUCUUCAGGGAAAUGAGGCGUCUAUCACUACCACAAAGUUGCCUCUCGGACCGCCAGCCGCUAUCAAGCCGUACGAAUGUGCUUCUUCGUGUCCCAUAAACAAGCUAGUUGACGGCGCCUUGGAAGCGUAUUACUAUUAUUGCUUUCCUGCACAUCCAUUUGUUCUACCCCGAGCUUAUGUGGCGCAUGUUGCUGCAAUGCCUUCCGGGGAUGCCCUCUUGGCUGCUAUGCGAUGGACUGGCUCGCUAUUCAUCAAAAUGAGCCCAGCCGCGCGUGAAAGCCUCUUCACUACGGCAUACGAUAGAGUUAGGGAUGCCUCAUUGCCCAGAAACGGCUAUCUGGCCCAGGCUAUGCUAGUUCUGGUAAUUGGCAUGGACGGCGUUUGCAAACGAGAUGCGGCCGCAGAGCUGCUCCAGAAGCUUGAAGACAUGGCCUUAGAAAUCGGUCUCCAUCGCCGUGAGUUUGCGGCUCGCCAUGGUAACGAACUUGCUGUUGUCGAGGAGAGUUGGCGAAGAACCUGGUGGGAGCUUUACACAGUUGACGCCAUGGUGGCUGGUGUUCAUCGAAAGACUACUUUUCCAUUAUAUGCUGUAGAUUCUGGAGUAGCGCUUCCUUGUGAGGAAGACGAAUACCUUACAGGAAAUAUCCCAGCGCCAUGCUUUCUCCAUGAGCUGGAGGACGAAGCGUUUUCCACAGACCAGCGCCAAUUUUCAUCGUUUGCAUAUCGUAUUCUCUGUGCAAAUAUUAUGGGUCAACUUAUUCAGCAACAACCUAUAUCAAAGCACGACCCAGAUACAGUACGUCGACUGGAGGCGGCUCUGACGAACUGGCAACUGCAUUUGCCCGAAUCCAAGCACAAUGCGAUCCAGCGUAACGGAAAAUCUGACGAAAUGAUCUUCCAGGCGCUCAUGAUGCAUCGUGCCAUGUCCGUUAUACUACACCAGCCUUUGUCGCAGUUGGACACCAGUGUUACAGAGACUAUCAAUUCUUGCGCAUCACCAGAGUACCUUCAAACACAAGCUAGCAAUAUCCCGUAUGACGCACACGCAGCGCACGCUAUUCACGCCGCGUCAGAAAUUAGUAACCUAGUUAUGCACAGCUCUACGAUGCUCCGUCAUAGUCACUUCUUUGCCUGUGUUGUGACGCUGUCCUCCAUCGUCCACUUCAGCAACUGGGCCAUCACGACUAGCUUUUUCGAAGAAUCUUCAAACACCGACAGCAAACAAAACAGCGCUGAUAUCCGUCAGUACAUUAAGCUUAAUAUUGGUGCCCUUCGUGCGCUGGCUCAAGUAUGGCCCGCUGCAAGCGGUGCUUGUCUCCAAAUCCAGUCUGUAGCUCAAGAGCUUCACAACAUGCGAAAAAAGGUUUUGCCUAGCAUGCAAAUACUAGAUGAGACAAUGGAUUUAAACUUUACACAAGCUUUAGCCCAGGAUGAUACGCUUUGGCAGAUGUGGAAUAGCCUUGGCUAAAUAAGCGUAGUGCGUCAUGAUGAGGCCACAGAAACUAGUAGAAUUGUUAUAUGAGAAACGCGUUUUAUAUUUCUAAGAUAGAAGAUUUGCUGUUAUAGGUUGGGUGCCUGAUCCUUUGCGUUAUCAACUGAAAAAGGCCAUAAGAUGUAUUCAAUCUUGUUUCCUUCUCGCAAGGUUAACGCUAUCUUAAGACAUCCUAUACCCACCAAUUAGCUUCUAGAUACCUUUGAUGUAUAGUCGAAUAAUGAACCAGUCAUACCUU